UGAACUCGUGAACUCCAUAAGAUUUCGCAAGUUGAUGUUUGCAUAUUUAACUGUAUCCUGUUUCUAAAUACAUAAAAAUACCUGCCUCACGACUUGUCCGUGCAUAAAACAGCAAGCAAUAAAUAAUAAUGCGAUCCUCCAAGUUUAAUUCAUCUUCUGGUAGAAUCGCUUGAUGGGUGAAGACACCAACAGCUAACUCGGAUUACAACAGAAUUCUGUUACGGAGAAGUUUUAAUUUGUGUGUUCCGACAGUGAACUCGGGUUAGAACGUAACCUAUCAAUUUACAAAAUUCUGUUACAGAGUAGUUCCGGAUUUACUUCGUAUGUGUUUAUUUUUUUAAAACAAAAAUGGAUCUCUCCUACUUCUGCUCGAGGAUAUUUUUGAAUUUUUUUUUAGUGUGUAUAUUAGGUUAUUUAAACUUUGUUAAUACAAGCGAAGAAACAGAUUUAACCAAAGAACCAGGACAUUUACAAAAAUUCGGAACUGGGCGUCCAGGACAUCAAAUAGAAGAAAUCGUAGGUUUCCCGAACCCAGGGGAUUUUUUUACUAAUUAUUAUCUUCCGCAAAAACCUGUCAAGCUCAGGACUGGUGCGAAACUUUCCCCAGCAUUCCAUUUGUGGACCGAUGAGUAUUUUUUAAACCUCGACGUCCCCCCGAAGAGUAAAGUUCAUCUGGAGACAGUGAAGAAAGAAAGUAGACAACAGAGAACGUUACAUAUGGAUUUUAAAAAGUUUGUGAAGAAUUAUAUGAAUACAUCUUAUUAUAUGGUGGAUACUGUCCCAGCUUUUUUAAAACCUGAUCUGGUGUUACCGUGUAGUCUUCAAUGUCCAGAGUUAUUGGAUAACAAGUUUGUUGAGAUUAUGAUGUGGUUCAGUAGUGGUGGUACUAAUUCUGUCGUCCAUUAUGAUGCUGUAGAUAAUAUCAACUGUGUUUAUCGUGGAAGUAAAGAUUUUGUAAUCGUUGAUCCUGUUAAAUAUGAGGGCAUGGUACCUAUUGACAGACCCGAAGGAUCCUAUUCUGAUAUUGACGUAGAUAAGAUGGAUUAUAUAAAAUAUCCGACCUUAGCUAAAGUAGAAUAUAUACACGCCCAUAUGGAACCUGGUGAUUGUCUUUAUAUUCCAUAUAAAUGGAUACAUCAAGUGAGAUCAUAUAAUAGUAAUCUAGCUGUAAAUAUUUGGUGGAACCACUACGAUGCGUUAGAUGUUGAUACGAGUAAAUGUAAUAAAGAAUGUGAUAAGACCAUGACUUUAGACAAGGUUAAAACAACAGGAUUUGACUACUUGUUGAACUCAAAUGAAAAUAUAAAAGCUCAUUUGUCCGAUGGUUUAGCAGCAGCACCUGGUAAAGUUAUGACAUAUGAGAAAUUUAUUCACUAUAUUUGUCCGAUGAUACGGGAUGCUGAAGGAGAUGAAUUUAUUAAAGAAGAAAUUGAUAAUAUGAAAGAGAAUGCUAACAAGAUGUUGGAUGUAAUAGAUCAAGAUAAAGAUGAACAGAUAUCUUUACAGGACAUCACAACACUUUCUUCAGCACAAUUGUUGGAGAUAUCUGGUAUUCUAAAUGUUAUGGAUGCUAUACAAGAUUCUAUAGAUCAAAAGUUCAGUGACGAGGAACUAGAGGGUGGUGACGGGCUUCAAGAUGAACUUGGUGAUGAAGGUCAACUGAUUGAUGUAUUUGAAAAACUUAAAUCAGAUCGUGAUGAACUUUAGUUAUAAUAAUUUUUACACAAUUUUUCAAAUAUUUCUUUUAGCAACUCAUAUCAUUUUAGCAAGUUACUUUUCAUCUGUCCCCCAGCAUUCAAAGGGGUUCAUCCUUCUAUCUGAAAUUAAACAUUUCAUGAGUUAAACAUACAUUAUCCAAGAGAUAAAUUUGCCUAUUGCAGGUCUUUCUUUAGGCCUGAAAUGUUAUAUAAACGUCUAUCUAUUUCCAGCAUGGUCUUUGUAGUUCAUAUACUGCUGCUGUAAAGGCAGCAGUGCCAAUAAAAAACAAACUGAACCCCAAUAUUUAUAUACCACACAUUCACAUAAUGUUUCCAAGAAUCUAUGGAUGUGUGCUUGUUUGAGAUGUGUUCUGUUUUAGACAGGCCUGGAAAUACCGCUUUUAGAUGUACCUGACAAAAUGUCACGCACUAAUGAAAUAUUACCUGACAUUUUCAACUUAGUGCCGGACAUGUAUUAAUAAUAUCAAUAAAAGAAGACAAAUCAACGCAGGAGAAAAUGACAGGCACCAGAAGUUUUGUGCCUGACAAAGCCUGAAUCUGUGCCUGACAUUGUAUGUGACAGGUGCCUUAUUUCCAGGCUUGGUUUUAGAUGUGUGCACUUUUGUGUAAUAUGUGGCCAAUGGAUCACAUAUGUUUUGUAAGAGGUGUGUUUUUUAAGAUGUGUGCACUUGUUUAAGAUGUGUGCACUUGUUUAAGAUGUUUACACUUGUUAAGAUGUUCAUAUUUGUUAAAGAUGUGUGCACAAUACAAAAAAUUAAAAAUGAUGUCCUAUUAUAAAAUCAAAUCAAUCCAUACAUGUGACUUUGUUCAAAUUGCAUAGAUCUUGCUGUAGA
This is a messenger RNA of Patella vulgata (common limpet), 2551 nucleotides long. Its product is annotated as tRNA wybutosine-synthesizing protein 5. The coding region runs from base 349 to 1707 and encodes 452 amino acids. The transcript is spliced from 12 exons. The record is from RefSeq and is a predicted model, not a curated record. Gene Ontology annotation, molecular function: 2-oxoglutarate-dependent dioxygenase activity. NCBI's taxonomy places the organism in Eukaryota, Metazoa, Mollusca, Gastropoda, Patellidae.